GGCAACUCAAGGAAGCGGAGGGCGAGCGGCCGCCCCCGGGUCCUAGCGCCCGCCCGUCCGCCCAGCGCCGCCAUGGCGGCCACCGGGGUGCUGCCCUUCGUGCGCGGCGUCGACCUCAGCGGGAACGACUUCAAGGGCGGCUACUUCCCGGAGCACGUGAAGGCGAUGAGCAGCCUGCGCUGGCUGAAGCUGAACCGCACGGGGCUCUGCUACCUGCCCGAGGAGCUCGCCGCCCUCCAGAAGCUGGAGCAUCUGUCCGUGAGCCACAACAACCUCACCACGCUCCACGGCGAGCUCUCCGGCCUGCCCUGCCUGCGGGCCAUCGUGGCUCGUGCCAACAGCCUGAAGAACUCGGGCGUCCCCGAUGACAUCUUCCAGCUGGAUGACCUCUCGGUGCUGGACCUGAGCUACAACCAGCUGACGGAGUGCCCCCGCGAGCUGGAGAACGCCAAGAACAUGCUGGUCCUCAACCUCGGCCACAACAGCAUCGAGGCCAUCCCCAACCAGCUCUUCAUCAACCUAACGGACCUGCUCUACCUCGACCUGAGCAACAACAAGCUGGAGAGCCUCCCGCCGCAGAUGCGCCGCCUGGUGCACCUCCAGACCCUCAUCCUCAACGACAACCCGCUCCUGCACGCGCAGCUCCGGCAGCUCCCGGCGCUGACGGCCCUGCAGACCCUGCACCUGAGGAACACGCAGCGCACGCAGAGCAACCUGCCCACCAGCCUCGAGGGCCUGGCCAACCUGGCAGACGUGGACCUGUCCUGCAACGACCUGAGCCGCGUCCCCGAGUGCCUCUACACCCUGGGCAGCCUGCGGCGCCUCAACCUGAGCAGCAACCAGAUCGCGGAGCUGUCCCUCUGCAUCGACCAGUGGGCCCAGCUGGAGACCCUCAACCUGUCCCGCAACCAGCUCACCUCCCUGCCCUCUGCUAUCUGCAAGCUGACCAAGCUGAAGAAGCUCUACCUGAAUUCCAACAAGCUCGACUUCGACGGGAUCCCCUCGGGCAUCGGCAAGCUCGCCAGCCUGGAGGAGUUCAUGGCGGCCAACAACAACCUGGAGCUGAUCCCCGAGAGCCUCUGCAGGUGCACGAAGCUGAGGAAGCUGGUGCUGAACAAGAACCGCCUGGUGACGCUGCCGGAGGCCAUCCACUUCCUGACGGACGUGGAGGUCCUGGACGUGCGCGAGAACCCCAACCUGGUGAUGCCCCCGAAGCCGGCGGACCGGGCAGCGGAGUGGUACAACAUCGACUUCUCCCUGCAGAACCAGCUCCGCCUGGCCGGCGCCUCCCCAGCCACCGUCGCGGCCGCCGCCGCAGGCAAGCGGGGCAGGGAGGGAGGAAACCCCCUGGGGAAGCAGCCUCACCCCACAACCUGCCCCAUGCCGGGCGUUGGGGGGGGUCCCGGCUGCCUCUCACCCCGUUCCCUGUCCCCAGGGAGCGGCACCAAGGACCCCCUGGCCCGCAAGAUGCGGCUGCGGCGGCGCAAGGACUCUGCCCAGGACGACCAAGCCAAGCAGGUGCUGAAGGGGAUGUCGGACGUGGCGCAGGAGAAGAACAAGAAGAUAGAGGAGAGCGGGGAGGCGAAGGCGCCGGACCUGAAGACGCGCCGCUGGGACCAGGGCCUGGAGAAGCCCCAGCUGGACUACUCGGAGUUCUUCAGCGAGGACGUGGGGCAGCUGCCCGGCCUCUGCGUCUGGCAGAUCGAGAACUUCGUGCCCACGCUGGUGGACGAGGCUUUCCACGGCAAGUUCUACGAGGCCGACUGCUACAUCGUGCUCAAGACCUUCCUGGAUGAGAACGGCUCCCUCAACUGGGAGAUCUACUACUGGAUCGGGCAGGAGGCCACGCUGGACAAGAAGGCCUGCUCCGCCAUCCACGCCGUCAACCUGCGCAACUACCUGGGGGCCGAGUGCCGCAGCAUCCGGGAGGAGAUGGGCGACGAGAGCGACGAGUUCCUCCAGGUCUUCGACAACGACAUCUCCUACAUCGAGGGCGGCACGGCCAGCGGCUUCUUCACGGUGGAGGACACGCAGUACGUCACCAGGCUGUACCGCGUCUACGGGAAGAAGAACGUCAAGCUGGAGCCGGUGGCGCUGAAAGGGACGUCGCUGGACCCCCGCUUUGUGUUCCUCCUGGACCACGGCCUCGACCUCUUUGUGUGGCGGGGGAGCCGGGCCACGCUCAGCAGCACCACCAAGGCCAGGCUCUUCGCCGAGAAGAUCAACAAGAACGAGCGCAAGGGCAAGGCGGAGAUCAUGCUGCUCACCCAGGGCCAGGAGAGCCCCGAAUUCUGGGAGGUGCUGGGGGGGCAGCCCGAGGAGAUCCGGCCCUGCGUCCCCGACGACUUCCAGCCCCACAAGCCCAAGCUGUACAAGGUGGGCCUGGGGCUGGGCUACCUGGAGCUGCCCCAGAUCAACUACAAGCUGUCGGUGGAGCACAAGAAGAGGCUGAAGGCCGACCUGCUGCCGGAGAUGCGCCUGCUGCAGAGCCUGCUGGACACGAAGAACGUGUACAUCCUGGACUGCUGGUCCGACGUCUUCAUCUGGAUCGGGAGGAAGUCGUCGCGGCUGGUGCGGGCGGCGGCGCUGAAGCUGAGCCAGGAGCUGUGCGGCAUGCUGCACCGGCCCAAGCACGCCAUGGUCACCCGCAACCUGGAGGGCACCGAGUGCCAGGUGUUCAAGUCCAAGUUCAAGAACUGGGACGACGUCCUGCGCGUGGACUACACCCGCAACGCCGAGACGGUGCUGCAGGACGGCGGCCUCGCCGGCAAGGUCCGCAAGGACGCCGAGAAGAAGGACCAGAUGAAGGCCGACCUCACGGCGCUCUUCCUGCCCCGCCAGCCCCCCAUGCCCCUGAGCGAGGCGGAGCAGCUGAUGGAGGAGUGGAACGAGGACCUGGACGGCAUGGAGGGCUUCGUGCUGGAGGGCAAGAAAUUCGCGCGCCUGCCCGAGGAGGAGUUCGGCCACUUCCACACCCACGACUGCUACGUCUUCCUCUGCAGGUACUGGGUGCCGGUGGAGUACGAGGAGGAGGAGGAGAAGAAGAAGAAGAGCGACGGCAAAGGGGACGAGGAGGGCGAGGAGGAGGAGGAUGAGAAGCAGCCCGAGGAAGACUUCCAGUGCAUCGUCUACUUCUGGCAGGGCCGCGAGGCCUCCAACAUGGGCUGGCUCACCUUCACCUUCAGCCUGCAGAAGAAGUUCGAGAGCCUCUUCCCCGGCAAGCUGGAGGUGGUGCGCAUGACGCAGCAGCAGGAGAACCCCAAGUUCCUCUCGCACUUCAAGCGGAGGUUCGUCAUCCACCGGGGCAAGAGGAAGGAGAAGGCCAGCCCGCCGCAGCCCAGCCUCUACCACAUCCGCACCAACGGCGGGGCCCUCUGCACCAGGUGCAUCCAGAUCAACACGGACGCCGGGCUGCUCAACUCCGAGUUCUGCUUCAUCCUCAAGGUCCCCUUUGAGAGCACGGACAACCAGGGCAUCGUCUACACCUGGGUGGGCCGCGCAGCCGACCCUGACGAGGCCAAGCUGGCCGAGGACAUCAUGAACCAAAUGUUCGACGACUCCUACAGCAAGCAGGUGAUCAACGAGGGAGAGGAGCCCGAAAACUUCUUCUGGGUGGGCAUCGGGAGCCAGAAGCCCUACGAUGAAGAUGCCGAAUACAUGAAGCACUCCCGGCUCUUCAGGUGCUCCAACGAGAAGGGCUAUUUCGCCGUGUCCGAGAAGUGCUCCGACUUCUGCCAGGACGACCUGGCCGACGACGACAUCAUGCUGCUGGACAACGGGCAGGAGGUCUACAUGUGGGUGGGCACCCAGACCAGCCAGGUGGAGAUCAAGCUGAGCCUCAAAGCCUGCCAGGUCUACAUCCAGCACAUGCGCUCCAAGGACCCCGCGCGGCCCCGCAAGCUGCGGCUGGUGCGGAAAGGCAACGAGCCCUGGCCCUUCACCCGCUGCUUCCACGCCUGGAGCGUCUUCCGCAAGCCGCCCGCCUAAGGGCUGGGGGCACCCGGGGCUGCCCUCCCCCCCGCCCCAAGCCUGACCACUGGGUCUGCUUCAGCCCCGAGCUGGGGCCAGGGGGUAGCACGGGGCUGUCCCUGUCCCCCCCCAUCCUGCUGGGGGCACACGGGGGUCCCCGUCCCCUCGUGCCUUGGGCUGCUGCUGCCCCAAGGCCGUGCCGAGCUCCCCGCACGUGGGGGACCCCAUUUUUAGCUUUGCUGAAGAGCACUGGGGGGGGGGGGGAACCAAGGGGCUCCCCCCCACACCUUUUUGUUGUCCUGCAGAGAUGGGGUGCCACCGCCCCCCAGCAUCAAGGGGGGGGGGGUGGCAGCCGCUCGGUAUCUUAUCAAUAAAGGCUGCACUUGUCACCGCGA
Messenger RNA from Cygnus olor (mute swan), 4364 nucleotides. It is a transcript of the gene FLII, whose product is annotated as FLII actin remodeling protein. The record is from RefSeq and is a predicted model, not a curated record. Gene Ontology annotation, cellular component: actin cytoskeleton; cytoplasm; nucleus. Bases 73 to 3987 code for a protein of 1304 amino acids. Gene Ontology annotation, biological process: barbed-end actin filament capping; actin filament severing; myofibril assembly. Gene Ontology annotation, molecular function: actin filament binding; phosphatidylinositol-4,5-bisphosphate binding. NCBI's taxonomy places the organism in Eukaryota, Metazoa, Chordata, Aves, Anseriformes, Anatidae. The transcript has 29 exons.